GGCACUUGUAUGGAGAGGAUUGCUGGCCUCUGAAGGGAUUGAGCCAGUUCAGGCCAGCCUGCUGCUCUUUCUCUCCUUCUCUCCUUUUCUUUUCCCUCUCACUCUCUCUUCCUGUCCUGUCUGUUUAAGGAGAGAAAGAUUGGGAAAUUCCUUCAAGCUACUUUACUUCAGGUUUCUGUGGGAUUUAAACAUGCACACAGAGGUUUUGGUACAGUCCAGGUUAGUGCCAUUGUUUCUGAUUCUGCUCUCUACCGUGGAGGACACUUUGUUACAAUCGGUGAGCCAGGUGGGUGGUGUGUGUAAACUGUCCACAGAGUCAUCCCUGCGCCGCUGCCGGACACCUGAUGGCAAGAUCUGCAGUGGGAGGGGCAAAUGUGACUGCGGCGUCUGCAUAUGCGAUGCCACUGGUCCAGGGAAGUUCUAUGGGCCUCGCUGCGAGUGCCACGACUGGGUCUGUGCAGCACAUAAUGGAAAAGCAUGCAACGACCGUGGCUACUGUGACUGUGGGAUGUGUGAGUGUGAUGAAGGCUGGUUCGGAGAUGCCUGCCAGUUCCAGGAAGAGUGCAACCUACCCAGCAAGAAGAGCAAAGAGCUCUGCAAAAACCAACAGGGGGUGGUUUGCUCCAACAGAGGCACCUGCCACUGUGGGAGCUGCAUGUGUGACAAUGAGGACAACAAGGGUCUGGUGACGGGACGUUUCUGUGAGUGUGACGACAACGAGUGUCUCGAUGAGGACACAGGAGAAGUGUGUGGAGGCCAUGGCCAGUGUUACUGUGGAAACUGUUACUGUGCUGCUGGUUGGCAUGGAGACAAAUGUGAAUUCCAGUGUGAUAUCAGCCCAUGGGAAAGCAAACGGAGAUGCACAUCUCCAGAUGGCAAAAUCUGCAGCAACAGAGGGACCUGUGUGUGUGGGGAGUGUAACUGUUAUGAUGUAGAUCCCUCUGGCGACUGGGGAGAUAUUCAUGGAGACACCUGCGAGUGCGAUGAGAGGAACUGUCAUGCAACCUAUGACAGAUACACCGAUGACUUCUGCUCAGGUCAUGGUCAGUGUAAUUGUGGCAGGUGUGACUGCAAGGAAGGAUGGGCAGGGAAGAAGUGUGAGCAUCCUAUGUCCUGCUCCUUGUCUCUGGAGAGCAGUCUGAAGAAGUGUCGAGGAACGUCCAAUUUGCCCUGCUUCGGACGAGGUCAGUGCCAGUGUGGACAGUGUAUUUGCCACCCACCUGGGGACAGUCGUGUUCAUGGCAAAAACUGUGAGUGUGACGACCGUCAGUGCGAGGACAUCUUUGGAGAGGUCUGUGGAGGUCACGGUUACUGUUCCUGUGGACGGUGCAUCUGCGAGGAGGGUUGGUUCGGGAAGCUUUGCCAGUUCCCCAGGUCUUGUGAUAUGAGCGAUGCCCAGAGCAAGGAGCUUUGUGAGAGCUCAGACGGAGUCAUGUGCAGUGGAAAAGGUUCCUGUCACUGUGGCCGAUGUAUCUGCUCUCCCCAAGAGUGGUGGGUGUCUGGAGAGUACUGUGAGUGCGAUGACCGCGAGUGUGACAAACACGACGGCCUCAUCUGCACAGGGAAUGGGUUGUGCAAUUGCGGCAACUGUGAGUGCUGGGAGGGCUGGACAGGGAACGCUUGCGAAAUCUGGGUGGGAGCGGAGUACUGAGGAGAACGGGACACUAAGGUUAGAGACAAGAGGCCUGGCUGCCCGGAGCGACCAGGAGCACCACCAACCGUCACGACCAGGCUGGAAAAACACCACGGGAGGAGGGAGAAGACGCUCACAAACUUGGAUAUAAUUCUGCAUAUCACUAACAGCAUUCAUUCUUUUAUUGUACCGGUUACAAAUGAUCCUUAUUAAAUCUGGAUUUUGUAGAUGAAAAAGAAACAACCAUAUUUUUUUCUGUUUUAAACAUAUUACAAUGUAAACAUUUAUGUUUCCAAAACAGCUUCAUGUAUGAUUUUUUUUUUUAAAUUAAUGUAGGAACGCUUACACAUUCCAGAUGGCUGCACAUAAUAGGAUGCAGGCACAUGACAAAUCCAAAUGUUGGAAAGAGAAGAACAUGUUCUUUUAUUAAUGUGACAUUUUUGGAAUACGUGGGAUACUGCGGGGGAUAAUGGGGGUCUGUUUUUAAUUGGUACACAGUUAGGUGUUGUUCCCAAAUUGGACUGAAAGUUCACUUGAAAGCUCAAGGCAGAAGUUACUGUUUGAGGUUUUUAUUUCUUUUUAAUAAUAAAACAUUAAAUGUGCCGCAUGACACAACAUUUUGCAUGGAAAACGAUGCGAAGACCUUAAUCAUACAUGGUUACAAAUUUGUUAUAACAUGACAUAACUCCAAUGGGCAUACUUGCAAUGGUAUAUAUAUAUUUUUGAAAAUAAAUAAUUUUAAUAGUG
Molecule: messenger RNA, 2380 nt
Organism: Toxotes jaculatrix (banded archerfish)
Lineage: Eukaryota; Metazoa; Chordata; Actinopteri; Toxotidae
Gene: itgbl1
Product: integrin, beta-like 1
Exons: 11
Coding region: 191-1651 (486 amino acids)
Biological process (GO): cell migration; cell-matrix adhesion; integrin-mediated signaling pathway
Cellular component (GO): focal adhesion; cell surface; integrin complex
Molecular function (GO): integrin binding
Source: RefSeq, a predicted model, not a curated record